GACGCGGGAGUCUGCUGGCCUAGCGCUCUUUCCUGGUGGCCGAGGUGAGUGUCCCCUCCCCCUUGCCCCUGGCUUGGACCUGUCCUGCAGGCACCCUGUGCUACACGCUCGCCCUCCGGCAUGCUUCCAGUCCGCGUCCCGCUUGCCCCGCUGGCCUCCAAGCAGCCGCCGCAGCCGUCGCUCCGCCUCUCCCCCAUGAAGGGCCUCCACCUCGCCGACAAGGAGAACACGCCCCCGUCGCUGAACAUAACCCGGGUGCUGGCCAGCAAAACGGCCCGGAAGAUUUUUCAGGAGCCCCUCGAGUCGGUGGUGACUUCCAUAACUCCCAUCAUCCCAGCCAGCCCUAGGGUGGAGGAUGAACCUUUACUUAAGGAGAAUCCGCGUCGCUUUGUCAUUUUUCCUAUCCAGUAUCACGAUAUCUGGCAGAUGUAUAAAAAAGCAGAAGCUUCCUUCUGGACCGCCGAGGAGGUGGACCUGUCUAAAGACAUUCAGCACUGGGAAUCCCUGAAGCCAGAAGAAAAAUAUUUUAUAUCCCACGUCCUGGCAUUCUUUGCAGCAAGUGAUGGCAUUGUAAAUGAGAAUUUGGUGGAGCGCUUUAGCCAAGAAGUACAGAUAACAGAGGCGCGGUGUUUCUAUGGUUUCCAAAUUGCUAUGGAAAAUAUCCAUUCGGAGAUGUACAGUCUUCUUAUUGACACGUACAUUAAAGAACCGAAAGAAAGGGAAUUCCUCUUCAAUGCCAUUGAAACCCUACCAUGUGUUAAAAAGAAAGCUGAUUGGGCACUUCGUUGGAUUGGUGACAAAGAAGCAACCUAUGGUGAGCGUGUUGUAGCCUUUGCAGCGGUAGAGGGAAUCUUCUUUUCUGGUUCUUUUGCAUCCAUAUUCUGGCUCAAGAAAAGAGGGUUAAUGCCUGGGCUCACUUUUUCCAAUGAACUCAUCAGUAGAGACGAGGGUUUACACUGUGACUUUGCUUGCCUAAUGUUCAAGCACCUGGUACAUAAACCUUCUGAAGAAAGAGUAAAGGAAAUCAUCAUUAAUGCUGUUAGGAUAGAACAGGAGUUCUUGACUGAGGCUUUGCCUGUAAAGCUGAUUGGGAUGAAUUGCACUUUAAUGAAGCAGUACAUUGAAUUUGUAGCAGAUAGACUUUUGCUGGAACUGGGCUUCAGCAAGAUUUUUAAAGUAGAAAACCCAUUUGACUUUAUGGAAAACAUCUCAUUGGAAGGGAAAACAAAUUUUUUUGAGAAGAGAGUAGGAGAAUAUCAGAGAAUGGGAGUAAUGUCAUCUUCAACUGAGAAUUCUUUUACUUUGGAUGCAGACUUCUAGAGGAAUUGAACACCACUGGGGUUUUCUUUGUGUGAACAGAAAAUCUGUAUAAGCGUAAAUCAAGUUCCACAAUGAGUUGACCGCUAAAAGGCCAUUCAAUUUUUGGAGGCCACUGUUAACCUCAUCAGGUAGUCUAGUUUGAGUUCUGAGAGUGGUUCUUCACCUAGGAUGUGAGGGUUAUUCUGACGAGCUUCUCAGAUCUUUGUAAAAUAUCUGAAAAUAGAAGUUGUUGUCCAUGUUGAUGUGGUAAGCAAAUUGAUUAUAGAUGACUUUCGGUAGCCUUGUUAAAGCUUGAGCCACUGGGGGCUCAAGGAUGGGGAAACCCUUUAAAUUAAAUUUGAUUCAUUCUCCAUAACUUCCUGGUCCUGGGCAGAACCUCCACACAGUUGGAAGACAUCAACCUCACUGCUUCAAAGCAGACUUAAAGUUUACUAUUUUUAAAUAGUUUGUAAAUAAAGCUGGCACUUUACUUGAAUAAUAAAGAUACUCUGUACUAGGAAAGGGUGGCCGGGAGGCGUAGUCAUUGAUUUGGUCUAGGACGUUUUCAUGUCCACACUCCUGCGGUUGCAUUUAAAAUCAGGAACAGUGGGUUCCAUUUUACAGGUGAGGAAAUUGGCCCGAGGCCACAACCAGGUAAUUGGGACUAGAUCCUAAGCUGAGACUCUAGAUGCGUUCUUUCUAUUAAACCAUCCUGCCUCUA
Messenger RNA from Ornithorhynchus anatinus (platypus), 2020 nucleotides. RefSeq names its product ribonucleotide reductase regulatory subunit M2 (gene RRM2). Gene Ontology annotation, molecular function: ribonucleoside-diphosphate reductase activity, thioredoxin disulfide as acceptor. The coding region runs from base 121 to 1320 and encodes 399 amino acids. The transcript has 10 exons. Lineage: Eukaryota; Metazoa; Chordata; Mammalia; Monotremata; Ornithorhynchidae. The record is from RefSeq and is a predicted model, not a curated record. Gene Ontology annotation, cellular component: cytosol. Gene Ontology annotation, biological process: deoxyribonucleotide biosynthetic process.